UCCUUUUUAGACAAGCGUCAGCUUUGCGGCUCUCUUCUUGAGUUUUGACCACUCCAUUCAUGAACUGACAGCCCUUCUUUUCAAGUGGACAUCGUCACUAUUGCGAGAGCACCUCGGGGACUCGAUUCGUACGAAGACAAAUAGAUCAAAAAUGCCUGGACCAGCUGUGAGUGCAACCAAUGUUGGAGCUUCAAGCCGUUCCCCCAGCAAGACUGUGGCUCCCCGUGCAGCGGGCUCCACUGUCAGACAGAGGAAAGCGACGAGCAGUGGUACCCGCAGUGGCGGCAGGGCCACUGGAUCGGCUGGCACUGGUGGAAUGUGGCGCUUUUACACUGAAGACUCGCCGGGUCUCAAAGUUGGGCCAGUACCUGUGCUGGUGAUGAGUCUGCUCUUCAUUGCCUCCGUCUUCAUGCUUCACAUCUGGGGUAAAUACACCCGCUCUUAAGCAACAGCCUGACGACGUCUGACCUCCCGCGCCUCGCCGCCAUCUUAACACAUCGGAGCAGGACCAAACCCCAGAUGUCCCCUACCCGUCCCUCACACUUUUCCACCCAACUGUACAAAGCAUAUAAACUGGAUUUUUAUGCAGGACAUUUUGAACAAUUGUGUUUCUGUCAUCGCUGCGCAAACACUGUGCAGCAGUGCUCAAGAACAAUUCAAUUGAUUUCAGGCAACCCCAGAAAUGCCUUUUAAUACAUUCAUGGACAGCAUUUUUCCCUUUGUUGAAACUGUAGAUAAUGAAGACAAGCAAUGGAUUCCGUAAAAGAAAAAUAAAGUUCAAUGAACUAUAUGAAUUAAGUUCAAAAGGGAUGGUAAGAAGUCAUGGAAACUUCAAAUCCUACCUAUAAUAUUAAACAUAUUGUUCACUAGCAAGACUCACUUUUGUUAAUUUAUGUUGGAAGUUUAUCAUCAAAAAACAUGAAAUAAAUGACGAAAGUGUCAACUGUUCAGAACACAACUACGUUAGUACGUUUUACGUAAUACAAUUUGUACAAAAUGUGACUUUUAUUGUACAAUUAAAAAAAAAAAAAAGUGAAUUGUCUUUCUGAUUCAAUCUGUUGGGUUUCAGAAGCUCCAGUCUUUCACUAAAUUGAAAUAAUUCUUUUGACUCAAAGCUAAGGGACAAUUUAGGGAAAAACUAAUGAAAGUUGAUGAAUCCCUUCUAUCAACUCAAUAGUUGUCAUUGACAAUGAUGAGAGGUUCAAUAAAAUUUAACUGCAAGGGCUGGGCAGCGAUCACCGUAACCUCCCAGAUGAAAUGGAUUGAACGUAUAUCGCCGUCAAUGGCGGUAAAUUAAUAGAUUAUAAAACAGACUGCCUUGAUAGUCAUGAGCCUGUUUCAAAAUUUUUGUAAUUCCUAAAUGCACAAGUUAAUAAAUAUACUUUUCCGGCCUGCGGGUGGCGCUGCAGACUACUCUCUGACCUUCACUUGUUAAUACUGUACACAUAAGCGCAGCCGUGGACACUUUUGAUUUUGACUGAUCUGCUAAUAAACCGUUUUAUGAA
Molecule: messenger RNA, 1505 nt
Organism: Corythoichthys intestinalis (scribbled pipefish)
Lineage: Eukaryota; Metazoa; Chordata; Actinopteri; Syngnathiformes; Syngnathidae
Gene: sec61b
Product: SEC61 translocon subunit beta
Exons: 4
Coding region: 152-445 (97 amino acids)
Biological process (GO): SRP-dependent cotranslational protein targeting to membrane, translocation; post-translational protein targeting to membrane, translocation
Cellular component (GO): membrane; Sec61 translocon complex
Molecular function (GO): guanyl-nucleotide exchange factor activity
Source: RefSeq, a predicted model, not a curated record